Molecule: messenger RNA, 843 nt
Organism: Asparagus officinalis (garden asparagus)
Lineage: Eukaryota; Viridiplantae; Streptophyta; Magnoliopsida; Asparagales; Asparagaceae
Exons: 3
Coding region: 1-843 (280 amino acids)
Source: RefSeq, a predicted model, not a curated record
AUGUCAAGAAGUUUGUUCAUUCGUAUUGUUGAUGCAGUGAAAGAUCAUGACCAUUACUUCCAACAACGAAGUGAUGGACUUGGUAGAAUGGGAUUAUUACCGUUACAAAAAGUAACAGCUGUUUUUCGCAUGUUGGCAUACGGUCUACCAGCUGAUGCUACGGACGAAUACGUUAAAAUAGGUGAGUCAAUAGCAAUUGAAAGUAGGAAAAGAUUUUGUCGUGCUAUGGUGGAGAUAUUCGCAGAGCGGUAUCUACGAACACCUAAUGCUAACGAUAUUGCUAGGCUACUCUAUAUUGGACGUAGUGGGUCACUAACUAUUAUCCUCGAAGCUGUGGCAGAUUAUGAUCUUUGGAUAUGGCACGCAUAUUUUGGUAUGCCAGGCACCAAUAAUGAUAUCAAUGUGCUGGAAUCAUCUAAUCUUUUCUCUAACCUAGCUCAAGGUAUUGCUCCUCCCGCUCACUAUGUUAUUCAAGGAAAAGAGUAUAAUAUGGGUUAUUAUUUAGCUGAUGGUAUAUAUCCAAAAUGGGCUACUAUUGUACAAACAAUCCAACAGCCACAAGGAUCAACACGUUUUUGGAAAAAUCAUGUAUUACAUGACAUAAUGACUGCAUGUAUUAUUAUGCAUAAUAUGAUAACCGAGGAUGAACGUGACCUUUAUGCACCAAUUCAAGAAGUGAGGGAAGCACCAACACCAGAAGUUGAUAUGGUAGAAGAUGAAACUAUAAAAUUUACUCAAUUUAUUACACGUUAUGGAAAAAUAAAGGAUAAAGAUGCCCAUAUUGCGCUUCGUAAUGCAUUGAUAGAUCAUCUAUGGGAGGAAUACACUAAUUCAGAUAGUUAA